GAGUGAAAGAGAGGCGGAGAUCGGGUGGACGAGGAUGAGAGGGGAGGGAGAAAGAGAGAGAGAGAGAGAGAGAGGUGGCGGGUGUCAGCUACGAGUCGGGCGCCGCAGUGUUUGUCAGUCCUUCGUAUGGACAUCACGUCUGACGCGGCUGAUAGUCUAGUCUCGCGCUCCUGGCAUUCGUGUGUACGCGUAAGUUUUGGCGGCAGCAUCCAUCAUCACCUCCGGUGCGGGACGUGUUGUCGCGCGUCAAAUUCGCCCGUCGAUGAGCUGCCGGACGUGCCUAUGCUCGUCGCUCGCAACUUGGUCGUCGCAACCCCGCGCGGAUCGUCUACUCGCAUCCGAUUGUCCGCGCGAGCGGUAAGUAAUUCGAGGAUCGACCUCGAAUCGUCGAUCGAGACGAUGUGAAGACGACGCCGCGAUUGGAGGCGAUGUGGCUUCCGUUGAUGCUGCUCGCCUUGAUGGCGAGCGGUUCCGCGUGCCCGGACCUGUGCCAGUGUCAUCCGAGUGCCUCCGACCAAGAACUGCCGGCUCUGGUGCGUGUCAAGUGCCGUGCUCGUGCGCCGCCGUUGGCGGAAUUGCCGAUCGAGACGAGGAGCCUCGCGAUCGAGGGUGCCAACCAGUACGAGGUGAUCGAUUUCUUCGACGAAUUGGAGUCGAGCGAUUCGCUCGACGAUUCGCUCCAAGUGGUCCAAAACGGUGGUACGUUGAACUUGGGCUUGGACGUUACGAACGGUACGUCGGACGAUUCCCUACGCAACUCGACGACGACGACGACGACGACGACGACGACGACGACGACGAUUCUUCCCUACCUCGAGGACCUGUCCUUGACGAACUGUUCGCUGGUGUUCUUGAACGUGUCGUGGCGCGGUUUCGAGCGCGUCACCGCGUUGAACCUAUCAUGCAACAAUCUGGCACGGUUGACCGACGUGCUAGCGGCCGGUAUGACAAAUAUGAGCGAGCUGACGCGUUUCGACCUGUCCGACAACUCGCUGACAGCCGUGAGUGCCGGGGCUUUUAGGACGCUUGCGGGAUUGGUGAGGUUGAGUUUGCGUAGAAACGCGAUAUCAAGCGUGCACGAGGACGCGUUCCGAGGACUGGAUCGGCUGGAGUUUCUCGACUUGUCGGACAACCGGCUGGCGGAUCUGCCGGACAGCGCGUUGACGCCGCUCUACUCUUUGCAGAAGUUGGACCUAAGUGGGAAUCAGCUGCAAGUGCUCGGCGCCAGGUGGUUCGAGAGCCUCGACCGAUUGAGGGAGCUCGACGUAUCGAGGAACGGGUUGGCGCGGGCGGCAUCCGGAACUUUGCAACCGCUCGCGGGAUUAUCGAUACUGAAACUGUCGGAGAACCCACUGAAAGAGAGGGACGUCUCCCUGUUGUUGGGUACCGGCAGACGCUUGGAGACGGUGGACGCGUCUCGCACGGGCCUGGCCAGAGUUCCAGCCGCUCUCACGAGAUCGGUCCGGGCGCUCCGACUGGCCGGCAAUAAGUUGACCACCAUUCGCGGCGGCGAUCUCGACAGUUAUCCUCUGCUGCGGAUACUCGACAUCUCGGAGAACCGACUGAUCGACAUCGAGGACGACGCUCUCGGACGGCUGGAGGUACUCGAGCAGCUGGACAUAUCCGGCAACGUUCUCGCCAAGAUCCCGGGCAGCCUGCCCAACAGUCUGACGAGCCUGAAGCUCCGGCGAAACGCGAUCACCGCGUUGAGGGUGGACGAUCUCCAGGGGCUGUACAAUCUGAGGUCCUUGACGUUGAACGACAACGACAUCAACGAGAUCGAGGUGGGAGCGCUCGGUCAAUUACCGGCACUCGAGGAGCUCGAUCUGUCGGAUAAUCCUGUUAGAACGUUGCCGGCCAACGCGCUCAGCGGGCCGAGCAACCUCGCCAGGCUCCGUAUGUCGGGAUUAACUUGGCUCGAGCGAAAGCAAGAGGUGCAGGGUGACAUGGCGUUUCCGGUGCCCACACCCGAAAGGCUCGUGUUUCUCGACGUGUCGAGGAGCCCGGUUCUGGCCAGGCAGCUUUUAGCCGACGACGCCGCGCUCUCCGCCUGCAAGAGCCUGAUCGAGUUGAAUCUGUCGCAGACCGACAUCACCGCGCUCAGGUUCGAUCUGCCUUACAUGCUGCCGCAGCUGCGUGUCCUGAACCUGAGCGGGAACCGUUGGCACUGCACGGAGGAUCUCUAUUGGCUGGGCGAAUGGCUGCGGCAACACCGACAACUGAACAAAACCGGUCAACCGCCGGCGGGUCGGUGCGAUACACCGCGGGAAAUGUCAGGAUCACCUCUCGACCAACUACCAUCGCCGCCGAGUCCUCUGCCCACCACCGUCACACCCACGAUCUUAUGGACGACUUCGACGUUAUCGAUCCUCUCUCCGAUCGAAAGUGCAUCUCGUUUUAAUAAUAACAACGUAACCGCGUCUUCCAACGUUACCGACGUCGUUGACGUCGUCGACUCCCUCAGCGACGAAUCACCAGCACCAAGUCUCGUCAACGACACCAGCAGUAUCAGCGUCAAGCAGUCGACAAUCGACGAAGGAAUCGCGGACUCGAAUCGCGUUACGUCGCUGCCCGAUAACAACCAGACGACGACCGCCACCUCCACGUUCCGGAACGUCACGUCGCCGAGCAGCAGAAUGACAGAGGGGAACGAGCGGAGAAGCACGCCGAGCGCUAGAGCGAUCGGAAUCGAGGAGAUCUCGUCGGAGAUGAAAAAUUCAAUUACAGACGUCGCCGGGCUGUCGCCACGCCAAGGGAGAGGCAACGGGGACAAACCGUCAAUUAUCAAGAUGGAGGAGCAGAAGGAAGAGGGGACUUUUGAUAAUCGUAUAGACGAUAAACAGAGGCAAAGGAGCAGGAGACCGAGCAAGAUCUCGAAACGUCCCGCAUCGUUUGGACAGCAGCAGCAACAGCAGCAGCAGCAGCAGCAGCAGCAGCAAUCGGGAGAAAAGAAGAAGACGGAAGAGAAGAGCCUGCAGACAAAGGAGAGUUCGUCCACGGUCACGGGCAACACUCCGGACUCGAACACGAUUGCGGAGGAAUUGAACGGGCGGGCGACCGAUUCCGACGCGAGGGUCUCCGAGGCUUUGUCCGCCGGCGCUCAUCCGGGAAUGUUGGUGCUGGCCGGUGCAGCACUCGGUGCCGCAGCUGCGCUCACCGUGGUGUUGUCGCGGCGAGCCACCGUACGCCGAAGGGACAGGUACCAUCGUCACGAGAACAUCGAGGUGCACACGCUCACGCCGACCACCGAACUUUGGUGACCAGACUCGGAGUACGCUCGAUUGUUCGACCGAGAUAAGCGAGGGACGGGCAACGAGGACUACGAGAAACGUAUGGAGAUCUUGUCAAUAUUGUCUCAGCGGCUACGGAGGACGCGGCCGAACUAUCCGCGCUCGUGCCCACCCGGGAACGAAAUGCCAAAUUAAAUCUAUUUUUCAUUUUUCCCUUUCCGUUUCGCCGCGAUUCCGUACGUCGGCCGCACGCGAGUAUAGCCAAGUGAAACACGAACAAACUCCGAUAGAGAAGCUUCGAAGAAGCUGACCAACCGACAGCGAGAGGCUAACAGACCAGGGACUUGAACAAGAAUUCGUCUCGAUACGAAGGUUUGCUGAUGAUUUCG
Frieseomelitta varia is the source of this 3619-nucleotide messenger RNA. RefSeq names its product insulin-like growth factor-binding protein complex acid labile subunit. Gene Ontology annotation, molecular function: protein binding. The transcript has a single exon. The record is from RefSeq and is a predicted model, not a curated record. The coding region runs from base 429 to 3260 and encodes 943 amino acids. NCBI's taxonomy places the organism in Eukaryota, Metazoa, Arthropoda, Insecta, Hymenoptera, Apidae.